This is a messenger RNA of Carlito syrichta (Philippine tarsier), 5123 nucleotides long. It is a transcript of the gene PRDM16, whose product is annotated as PR/SET domain 16. The record is from RefSeq and is a predicted model, not a curated record. Gene Ontology annotation, cellular component: nucleus. The annotation marks the transcript as partial. Gene Ontology annotation, molecular function: RNA polymerase II transcription regulatory region sequence-specific DNA binding; protein binding; DNA-binding transcription factor activity, RNA polymerase II-specific. Gene Ontology annotation, biological process: regulation of transcription by RNA polymerase II. The transcript has 15 exons. Lineage: Eukaryota; Metazoa; Chordata; Mammalia; Primates; Tarsiidae.
GGGGCUGUGUGCUUAGACGCGGCAGCCCCUGGCUUCCCACAGGGGGCAGCCCUACUGGGGAGGCUUUGUGACGCUGAAGGCUCCUUGUGUUGCUUGGCCAGGGCCGUGACCUGCUUGCAGAUCUCUGAAGACCUGGGCAGUGAGAAGUUCUGCAUGGAUGCGGGCCAGGCGGGGACCGGCAGCUGGCUCAAGUACAUCCGCGUGGCGUGCUCCUGUGAUGACCAGAACCUCACCAUGUGUCAGAUCAACGAGCAGAUUUACUAUAAAGUCAUCAAGGACAUCGAGCCGGGUGAGGAGUUGCUGGUGCACGUGAAGGAAGGCAUCUACCCCCUGGGCACAGUGCCUCCCGGUCUAGACGAGGAGCCCACGUUCCGCUGUGACGAGUGUGACGAGCUGUUCCCGUCCAAGCUGGACCUGCGGCGCCACAAGAAGUACUCGUGCGGCUCGUUGGGGGCCGGGCUCUACGAGGGCCUGGCCGAGGACCUCAAGCCUGAGAGUCUAGGCGGCGGCGGCAGCCAGGCCCACGAGUGCAAGGACUGCGAGCGCAUGUUCCCCAACAAAUACAGCUUGGAGCAGCACAUGAUUGUGCACACCGAGGAGCGGGAGUACAAGUGCGACCAGUGCCCCAAGGCCUUCAACUGGAAGUCCAACCUCAUCCGCCACCAGAUGUCCCACGACAGUGGCAAGCGCUUCGAAUGUGAAAACUGUGUGAAGGUGUUCACGGACCCCAGCAACCUGCAGCGGCACAUUCGCUCACAGCAUGUGGGUGCACGGGCCCACGCCUGCCCGGACUGCGGGAAGACCUUCGCCACGUCCUCGGGCCUCAAGCAGCACAAGCACAUCCACAGCACGGUCAAGCCUUUCAUAUGUGAGGUCUGCCACAAGUCUUACACGCAGUUCUCCAACCUGUGUCGGCACAAGCGCAUGCACGCCGACUGCCGCACGCAGAUCAAGUGCAAGGACUGCGGGCAGAUGUUCAGCACUACCUCCUCCCUCAACAAGCACCGGCGCUUCUGCGAGGGCAAGAACCAUUACACGCCCGGCGGCAUCUUCGCCCCGGGCCUGCCCUUGACCUCCAGCCCCAUGAUGGACAAGGCGAAGCCCUCCCCCAACCUCAACCACGCCGGCCUGGGCUUCAGCGAGUACUUCCCCUCCCGGCCGCCCCCGGGGGGCCUGCCCUUCUCCGCGGCACCCCCCGCAUUCCCAGCACUGGCUCCCGGCUUCCCGGGCAUCUUCCCGCCGUCCCUGUACCCCCGGCCACCUCUGCUACCUCCCACACCGCUGCUCAAGAGCCCCCUGAACCACACAAGGGACGCCAAGCUCCCCAGCCCCCUGGGGAAUCCGACCCUGUCCCUGGUCUCUGCAGUCGGCAACAGCAGCCAGGGCGUCACGGCAGCGGGGGGCCCCGAGGAGAAGCUGGAGGGCCGCCUGGAGGAGGCGUACGUGGAAAAGCUCAAGACCAGGAGCAGCGACAUGUCGGACGGCAGUGACUUCGAGGACCUCAACACCACGACGGGGACCGACCUGGACACUACCACGGGAACGGGCUCCGACCUGGACAGCGACGUGGACAGUGACCCCGACAAGGCCAAGGACAAAGGCAAGCCAGCUGAGGGCAAGCCCGAGUUUGGGGGCGGCCCGGUGCCCUCGGGGGCCCCCAACAGUGUGGCCGAGGUGCCCGUCUUCUACUCCCAGCACUCGUUCUUCCCACCGCCCGACGAGCAGCUGCUGACCGCAUCGGGCGCGGCCAGCGACUCCAUCAAGGCCAUCGCGUCCAUCGCUGAGAAGUACUUCGGCCCCGGCUUCAUGGGGCUACAGGAGAAAAAGCUGGGCGCGCUGCCGUACCACUCAGUGUUCCCCUUCCAGUUCCUGCCCAGUUUCCCCCACUCCCUCUACCCCUUCACGGACCGAGCCCUCGCCCACAACCUUCUGGUCAAGGCCGAGCCCAAGUCGCCCCGGGACGCCCUCAAGGCAGGUGGCCCCAGCGCCGAGUGCCCCUUCGACCUCACCACCAAGCCUAAAGAGGCCAAGCCUGUCCCGCCCGCACCCAAGGGCCCCCCGGCGCCCACGCCCGGCGAGGAGCAGCCGCUGGAUCUGAGCAUCGGCAGCCGGGCCCGUGCCAGCCAGAACGGCAGCAGCCGGGAGCCCCGUAAGAACCACGUGUACGGCGAGCGCAGACUGGGCGCCGGUGAGGGGCUGCCCGUGUGCCCGGCGAGGAUGCCCCAGCAGCCCCCACUCCACUACGCCAAGCCCUCGCCCUUCUUCAUGGACCCCAUCUACAGCAGGGUAGAAAAGCGGAAGGUGACAGACCCCGUGGGAGCCCUGAAGGACAAGUACCUGCGACCGUCCCCACUGCUGUCUCACCCUCAGAUGUCCGCCAUCGAGACCAUGACGGAGAAGCUGGAGAGCUUCGCGGCCAUGAAGGCUGACUUGGGCAGCUCCCUGCAGCCCCUCCCCCACCACCCCUUCAACUUCCGGUCCCCACCCCCGACGCUCUCGGACCCCAUCCUCAGGAAGGGCAAGGAGAGAUACACGUGCAGGUACUGCGGGAAGAUCUUCCCCAGAUCAGCAAAUCUCACGAGACACCUGAGGACACACACCGGAGAACAGCCGUACAGGUGUAAGUACUGCGACCGUUCCUUCAGCAUCUCCUCCAACCUCCAGCGGCACGUCCGGAACAUCCACAACAAGGAGAAGCCCUUCAAGUGCCACCUGUGCAACCGCUGCUUCGGGCAGCAGACCAAUCUGGACAGGCACCUCAAGAAACACGAGCACGAGAAUGUGCCAGUGAGCCAGCACUCCGGGGUCCUCACAAACCACCUGGGCACCAGCACCUCCUCCCCCACCUCUGAGUCGGACAACCACGCACUUUUAGACGAGAAAGAAGACUCAUAUUUCUCCGAAAUCAGAAACUUUAUUGCCAACAGUGAAAUGAACCAAACAUCAACGCGAACAGACAAACGACCAGAGAUCCAGGAUCUGGACUCCAGUUCCCAGUGUCCAGUCUUGGCUGAGAAGCCAGAUGACGUGGAGGAGGAGGAGGACGAGGACCUGGAGGACGACGAGGACAGCCUGGCCGGGAAGUCGCAGGACGACGCCGUGUCCCCCGCACCCGAACCCCAGGCUGUCUUCGAGGACGAGGAGGACGAGGAGCCACCCACCUCCCUGGCCAUGGGCUUUGACCACACCCGAAGGUGUGUUGAGGAGCAAGAAGGCGGUCUGUUAGCUUUGGAGCCGAUGCCGACUUUUGGGAAGGGUCUGGACCUCCGCAGAGCAGCUGAGGAAGCAUUUGAAGUUAAAGAUGUGCUUAAUUCCACCUUAGAGUCUGAGGCUUUAAAACAGACCCUGUGCAGGCAGGCUAAGAACCAGGGCUCUCUGGACGCUUGGUUGAACAUAACAGGAGCCACAUCGGAGGCUGGAGCCUUUCACCCCAUUAACCACCUCUGAUGGGCUGGGAGCCUGGGGUCGGCGUCCAAAGCAAGGGCACCAGCUUCGGAGGACAUAGGCGGCCAGGACCGCAAGAACCCCUGCAUCUGUGUGUGACUACUGCCCAGCGCCUACCCCACCACCGUGGUUCAGACCCACCUUUUCCAAUGAAAACUCAGACGCCGGAAGCCCCUAAAGCAGUCAUAGAGUCUCGCCACCUCUUAGAAUUGACCUUGAGGACACUGUUGGGUCAGUCCAGCACAUGCUGUCCUGGGACAGUCCACGGAGCAGCCUUGCAGAAUCCAUCUGUGGCAGCGUGGAAGCUCGAUCCAAAGCAGAGGGUGGUGGCACUGCCGGGCGCCUGCAUGGGGCCACAGAGGGGACCAAACAGACAGGUGUGCUGGAGAGAGUGAAGUCGCUCAAACGAUUUUUAUAGUGAAAAUGACAAGAAUAGCCCUUUUGGUAAUCCUAUUGACUACAGAGUCUAUUUAAGCAUGUGGUUUUAAAAAUAGACAGUAUUUUUUAAAAAUCAAAAAAAUGACUUGCAAAUUGUUUUUUAAAAGUAAUUUUGCAUUGCUUUGAAAUUUCAGCUUCUUUGCAAACCCAAGUCUGCCUAGGAACCAGCACCGUGCUUGGGUGUGUUCUUUAUAUUGUAGAUAAUGGAGAAAUUUUCUAUCUCUGACCCUAUUUGUAUAAGCCAAGGUGAUGCUGGGGGCCCCCCGAGGCCGGACAAGAGGUGCAGGGCCACUCCUGUGAACGGACUCCACAGAGGAAUUCUUAGACACAGCGCCUUGGGUGGCAGGCUUGCCCGAGGAUGGGACUGGGAGGCACGCCUGCCAUCAUGUCCCCUGGAAUGGGUGCCAGGGCCCCCGCGUGGCCUCCAGAGGAACUCAAGACCCCCCAAUUGUAUGGGGAAGUCAGGGGCCAUGGCUCAAUCCUCCAGGCGGAGGUGUGGCUGGGCACCCAGCCGGGUAUUUGCCUUGGCCCUCACAGGGCCUUGCCGCCGCUGUCUUCUGAAGGCAGGGCUUGGCCUGCCUCCCCUGCACCUGACCCCGGCAGCGCCGGUGUCCUCCGUGUCCUCCAUGGCCACCCUGGUGGAUGCUCCUAGUUCCACCGCUGCAGGCCGCCAUGAGACCCGGGAUCAACAGCGCAGCGCCCCGUGAUUCCUGGCAUGGGCUCUUGGUGAGAUGUGGCUUGAGAACAGAAGGGCAUCCGGACCGUACAGCCCCGGGGACAGCCACCUCCCCCUCUCGGGACAUAGCUACUUCUCCGUUCGGAUGGGCUUUAAAUUAUUCCCAUAGGGGCCAAUUUCAAAUAAUAAUUUUUUCCCUGAUGGAAUUGACCUUAAUCUGUAUAUAACUUGUAAUUUUUUCUAAUUUGUUUCUUUUCUUAUUUUAUUUCUUCCUUAACAGUAUUUUUGGCAUUAGACAUUCUUAUUGUGAAAAAAUAAUGUUAAUAUAAGUAUCUAGUGAAGGACCAAAACCGUGUAAUAAGAUUGUGUGUUGUGUUACCGAUAACCAGGGUGGGGCAGUUAAAUGUGCCAAAUACCCCCAUGCCCCCGUGAACCCUGCAGUCACUGCUGCCACAGACCAGACAAUCAUAUGUUUUUGUUAAAUUUGCAUUUCAGUUGCAUUUGCAUUUAAGACAAGUGUUCUAUUUAUUUCUUUUAUUGUUUGGAAAAAAAAAAAACGAUAGUG